Messenger RNA from Cinclus cinclus, 978 nucleotides. RefSeq names its product uricase-like. Gene Ontology annotation, cellular component: peroxisome. Lineage: Eukaryota; Metazoa; Chordata; Aves; Passeriformes; Cinclidae. Gene Ontology annotation, biological process: purine nucleobase catabolic process; urate catabolic process. The transcript has 7 exons. Bases 16 to 978 code for a protein of 320 amino acids. Gene Ontology annotation, molecular function: urate oxidase activity. The record is from RefSeq and is a predicted model, not a curated record.
CAUUACAACUGCCACAUGUCUUCUUUGCAGAUCAAGGACAUUGAAGUGCUCAACUGUGAAUAUGGCAAGAAUACCAUUAAGUUCCUUCGCCUUCACAGGGAGGGAAAGAAGCAUUUUGUUAAAGAAGUGGAAGUGUGUGCGCAUCUCCGGCUGACUUCUCCUCAGGAGUACUUGGAAGGAAACAAUUCUCUUGUGAUACCUACGGACACCAUAAAGAAUAUUGUCCUUGUGUUGGCCAAAAAAAAUGGGAUCCCAAGUUUAGAACAAUUUGCUAUAGAUAUCUGCAAUCACUUCAUGACAACAUUUUGCCAAGUGGCGUACGUCAAAACCUACGUUCAAGAAGUACCAUGGCAACGUCUGUAUGAGGAUGGCGUUCCCCACAUCCACUCAUUCAUAUGUGUUCCCGAUGGGAUCCGCUUUUGUGAAGCUGAGCAGUGCCGGAAUGGUCCUCUGAUUGUUUUUGCUGGAAUUAAGGACCUGAAACUUAUGAAGACAACACAGUCUGGAUUUGAAGGCUUCUAUAAGAAUGAACACACCACACUUCCUGAAAGGCAUGACAGGAUCCUAUGUGGAGAGCUCUUCUGCAAAUGGUCAUAUGGCGAAUGCAAGGAUUUUGACUUUGACUGCAUAUGGAAGAAAAUCCGUGAAUGUAUCCUUGAAGCCUUUGCUGGACCACCUGACUGUGGGGAAUAUUCACCCUCUUACCAGAAAACUGUCAACUGUAUCCAGAUGCUUGUCCUUUCCAGAGUGUCACAGGUACAGGUGAUAGAAGUCGUCUUGAACAACACUUUUUAUAAUGUUGUAGACAUGAAGAAUCUAGGCUUGAACAAUGACAAAGAAGUUUUGGUUCCAGUGGAAGCUCCUUAUGGCUCCUGUGCUUGCACGCUUGGCCGGAAGAAGUUUUUUGAAGCACAAGGCCACAUGUUGAGAGAUGAGAGGAAAUGUCAGUUUGGACUGGCAGCUGCCCAGGGAAACUAA